AUGGCGGCCGUCUUAGCUGUCUGGAGGGUGAUUAUGGAUGUCACCACGUUCUGGAUCAAGGUGGGUUUCGACCUUCGUUUUUGCUCCUUUCACACCAUUCUCCUCCUCAUGGCUCUUCUACUGACGCCGGUGCAGAAGCUCGUGGGCUGGUAUACUAGCAAGCACCCUGUGGAUUUGUGGCUGGAACUUCUGCGCAAUGCAGAGAGCUUCGAGGACUGGGAAGAAGCAUCUCUCCACUUGGACAGCUUGCUGGGCUUAGACUUGUGGAGAAACAACCCGACGUCCAAACAUUACGACUGGCGACUCAUCACAGAACGCUUGCAUUCUUUGGCCGACGCUCGACAAGAGAGCCACUUUCAGCAGUCUGUGAACCUUCUUCGAUCUGGCCUCAUCCGUAACCUAGGGAACAUUACCGUCCCUACGCUCUACAACCGGUCGUUCUCGGGGACCAAGUAUCUCAUAGAGGAGUAUAUAUCACAAGUCGCAGAGAGCGUCGAGGAUAUCAGCACACUGCCCACGACAUUCAUCUCCAACUCACAAGGCGAGGGGAGAAUAUUGACGAACCAGAUGAAGCUCGACUUUAUUCACGAUACGCGCCAAGCAUUUGGUCGAAGCACUCUGGUCCUGCAGGGCGGUUCCAUCUUUGGAUUAUGCCAUCUUGGCGUUGCCAAAGCCCUCUUCCUGCGCGGUCUUCUUCCCCGCAUCAUUACGGGAACAGGCACCGGUGCCCUGAUAGCCGCCUUAGUUGCCAUACAUACAGAAGAAGAAUUGCCCAAUAUUUUGACAGGUGACGGGAUCGAUGUCUCGGCGUUUGCUUCGAGAGGCAGACCAGAGAAUGGAGCGACUCCCCGCGAACAGACGUUCAAAUCGAGAUGGGCGACUUUGAUGCGACGACUGCGGAGGUUUUCGCGUGAAGGGUACUUCUUAGAUGUUACAGUCUUGGAGGACUGUGUCCGGGCAAACGUGGGGGAUUUAACCUUCGAAGAGGCUUACAAUCGGAGUAAGAGGGUACUCAAUAUUACUGUCGCCACGGAGAGCCAGGGUGGCGUGCCGACGUUGAUGAAUUAUAUCACGGCUCCCAACGUUUUGAUUUGGACGGCCGCCGUAGCAUCAAAUGCCUCGUCUCCCUCGCUGUACGGCUCCCGCAAGGUCCAAAUCCUCGCCAAAGAUGUACACGGCACUGUCGUCCCCUGGGCCGCUGCCAACACCACCCACUUCCACCACUGGACACAUGCCUCAUACACGGAUCGCGACUCGCCUCUCCAACGCAUCGCCGAACUCUUCAAUGUGAACCACUUCAUUGUCAGCCAAGCCCGGCCAUACCUCAUCCCCUUCUUGCAAUCCGACAUGCACGGCCCGUCACUCCUCGAAUCCCGCAGCAGAACUACACAGCUCUCUGCGUUCCUUGUGCGCAUGGUUGGACUCGAAGUCCGUCACCGUCUACGACAACUCGAUACGCUGCGACUCCUACCGUCGAGCAUUCGGCGGUUUCUGGUGGACGAACGGAUACCAGCGGCCUCCAUGACGCUGGUCCCGGAAGUAACAGCUGGAGACUUUGUCAGACUCCUGGAGACUCCCACGAGGGAUACACUGAACUACUGGAUCUUGAGGGGCGAGAGGAGUGUGUGGCCUGCGGUGGCGGCGCUGAGGAUUCGAUGUGCCGUCGAGAAUGAGCUCGAUAGGUCGUAUCAGAUGGUGAGAAAGUUGAAGGCGGGGGACCUGAGGAGAAAAGGCAGCAUGGCUGGCGUGGAGGCCUGA
Molecule: messenger RNA, 1758 nt
Organism: Metarhizium album ARSEF 1941
Lineage: Eukaryota; Fungi; Ascomycota; Sordariomycetes; Hypocreales; Clavicipitaceae
Product: Patatin-like serine hydrolase
Exons: 3
Coding region: 1-1758 (585 amino acids)
Biological process (GO): lipid metabolic process
Molecular function (GO): triacylglycerol lipase activity
Source: RefSeq, a predicted model, not a curated record